Messenger RNA from Fopius arisanus, 5855 nucleotides. Its product is annotated as monocarboxylate transporter 4. Gene Ontology annotation, molecular function: monocarboxylic acid transmembrane transporter activity. The transcript is spliced from 6 exons. Gene Ontology annotation, biological process: monocarboxylic acid transport; transmembrane transport. Bases 860 to 3298 code for a protein of 812 amino acids. Lineage: Eukaryota; Metazoa; Arthropoda; Insecta; Hymenoptera; Braconidae. Gene Ontology annotation, cellular component: membrane. The record is from RefSeq and is a predicted model, not a curated record.
UCCGUCGACCGAACGAGUGGUGGGGAAAACUCAUACAAAAGCUGAGAUUGUAUGGAAUAUGAAGGCACCAACUCGACGAGAGACACCUAGUCUGUUGAAAAUGCUGGACAUCACGACAUCGUAGUGAUUUCCAUCACCAGAACUCCUGAACUUCAAAAUCCAUUCGUCCCACGCUGUAUCACUAAACAUCAUGAAUAAAAAUCUGUAAUCGGUGACAAAUCGUUAUUAAAGGAGGAGAAUCACAUCGAGAAUAACUUGGCACUAGUAUAAAUGCAAGAAAUGGACACCGGAGGGCUCUUGAAUUGAGAACCCAUGAAUAGAACCCGUUGAAUUUAGUUCGAUGACAGGCCAAUGUGCCAAUAUCCAUCGACUUUUCGAGCUAAUGGCAAAUAUUAAAAAAUGAGUAAACAACGCGCAGCUGCAGAACAACUCUUGAAACUCAACGUGAUGCAGUGUUAAAAAUAACCCAUUCGACUCCCCUUGUUUCACAGUUUUUAAAGUUGAAUAAAAUUCACUGGUGGGUCUGACCGUUUGACUUGAGGACGAAUGUAUCAUGACAGUUUCAACCAGCGACGCACCACUCACUCCUGCUGUUGUAAUUUAUUUGUGAAAUUAGAGGAUAAUUGCCAGUGAAAUUUCUGUGAGAGAGUGUACCACGCGUUUAUCUCAUAUUUUUUAUUUUGCAUAAUGUCACGAGAGGUGUAAAUAAAGGGUAAUCGUUUGGUGUUGUGAGGUGGGGAAAAAUGGCAGCCGACUAUGACGAGUGAUUUUUUUAUAAAACAACUCAACGUCGUUCCACUUGCCGGAAUCCAUUAGUUUUGUUGUUUGGAGAUUUACUGUGGGAUUUACUGAUCAGGAAAUGUCGCGAGUGUCUUUGACAAAGUCUCAACAUGGCCAGUAUGGCUCCAGACGUGUCAGGAAAAUUAGUACGACGGAGAGUGAGUACUCGGUGGAAGAGCAGGCACGACUGACUGAUGGGGGCGUUGAUGAGACAUCCCCAGAUGACGAUGGGGGAUCUCUUUGCGAAUACCACGACAUACCACCACCCCCUGAUGGUGGAUAUGGGUGGGUCGUGGUAUUUGCCUCCUUCAUGUGCAACAUGAUUGUGGAUGGUAUUGCGUAUACCUUUGGAAUAUUUUUGGAGGAAUUUGUGAGGUACUUUGGUGAGGGCAAAGGCAAGACCGCAUGGGCUGGAUCACUGCUGUCUGGAAUGUAUCUCAGUGCCGGUCCUGUUGUUAGUGCUCUCACGAAUAAAUAUGGAUGCAGAGCAGUUUGUAUAGCCGGCAGUUUAAUCGCUGCAUCGGCAUUUUUCUUAUCAACGUACGUGAAGACUGUGAAUUCACUGAUGUUCAUUUAUGGUGUCGUGGGAGGCAUCGGUUUUGGUUUAAUUUAUUUGCCAGCAGUGGUGUGUGUGGGCUAUUACUUCGAGACGAAGAGAUCUUUAGCAACUGGUAUUGCGGUUUGUGGAUCUGGUUUUGGUACAUUUGUAUUUGCUCCCCUGGCAACGACACUCAUAGAAGAAUACGGUGAUUGGAGGCAAGCGCAUUGGAUACUUGCUGGGCUUAUACUUAACUGCGCUGUAUUUGGGGCACUGAUGAGACCACUUGAGUAUCCAAAGCCAUCCUCUGUCAAGCCACUGCUCCAACGAAUGGCUGAGGAGAAACGCUUUCAGAUGGAACGUGGAAGCAUUGGGGGCUCGUACUUCAUGGUGCAACUUCCUGAUGGCUCGAUGGAAAAGCGAAUGAAAAUGCCAAUUAAUAUUGAUCCUGGGGUACACUCCAGCUUCAAUCUCGACCAAUUAGUGCCUGGAACGCCUUUAACACCAGUACCCACUGUGCCGACCUUGCCAACAAUAUCGGAGGUGAAGGUCCAGGAGCACUCGUCGAGUGCAGCAACCAGCAAAAGUGACAGCAUGGACUUGAAGACGGGCAAAUCGAGGAGCAGAAAGAGUAUUGACGAAACCAAAGAUACCAAAGAUGGUACUGAAAAAACUGAGAAUGAGUUCAACAAACCGAUUAUUCCCAGAAAUGCAUCCCAACCAGCAUUCACAACGCACGUCCAGGGUCUGCCCAAAAAUGGUUCAGUGCCCUUUUUUGACAGAAUUCGCAAGACCAGCACUGGUGAACGAUACAAACCGAGUCUGAGUGCAAUUAAAAAUUCGAGAACAACUCUGAACUCGAAUGGAGACAUUCGCAAGAGUCUGCACUUGAGACUCUCUAACAGCAGUAUGUUGGGCUCUCGUCUUAACAACAUGGAGGGUGACGAUGGUGAGAGUAUAACAUUUACAACAAGCAAGUCCAGCAUUGCACCCCCAAAGCAGAAGACAAGUAUCGUUCGUCCGAUGUCUCGAAAGGAUAUAUUCUACAGUGGAAGUGUUAUCAAUCUACCGGAGUAUCAGAGCCAGAAGUCACUGGCGAAUUAUCGUCAGAGUGUUUUGUCUCUACCAAAAUCUGUUCGAGGGGAUGUGAGGGAUGGGGACGUUGAGAAACCACCGCUCCAGCCCUUGUGUCCAUGCUUUCAGCUGCCUGAGUCAUUCACUGAGGCCCUUGCCACCAUGAUGGAUGUCUCUCUCCUGAAGAAUCCAGUCUUUUUACUCAUUGGCAUCAGCAAUGUCUUUGGCAUGGCUGGACUUUAUAUACCAUUUUUCUAUCUGGUUGAUGCAGCUGUUGCUAAGGGGAUUCCCAAGAGCUCAGCAUCACUCCUGCUUUCGAUAAUUGGGAUAACUAAUACUGUGGGGCGUAUAGUCUGUGGUUUCGUAGCAGAUUUUCCACAAGUUGAUUCCCUUUUAUUAAACAACAUUUGUCUGUUGAUCUCGACAGUCGCUGUCACAGCAACACCUCUGUGCACUACCUUUCCGGCGUACAUUGUAAUGAGUGUCUUCUUUGGAAUAGCAAUUUCUGGAUAUAUUUCAUUGACGUCAAUCAUUCUCGUGGACCUCCUGGGGCUGGACAAACUGACGAAUGCGUUUGGCCUUCUGAUUCUGUUCAGGGGUGCUGCUGCUAUUGUUGGUGCACCCCUUGCUGGCUGCAUCUACGAUUUAACUAAUACUUUUGAUAUACCCUUCUAUAUGGCUGGAUUCUUCUUCUUCCUCAGCACAGUCUUCAGCUUUGUGGCACCUGCUAUGAAACGUUUCACGACUCCACAGACUCAACCCAUAAUUAUCGACACGUUAACUCCAAUCGAUGAGGAGGACAACGAAGAGGAGAAUGAAGACGACAUCCCGGAGAUAAUCGAGACAGCAGCAUCACCCCUGGAUCCACCAGAGAAAGAGAUAAAACAAAUAGAGUCUGUUCUUUAAAACAGCGUUUGAGCUUUAAUUUGAAGCUUUAAGGGCCAUCAUUUCCGAGCCAUGCCUCCAAUUCUGGGAAGUACUAUUUAAAAUGAUAAACAAAAAACCAAUUACUUAAAAAGGUAAAUGAAUUUUCUUAUGGAUUUAUCGAUAAUUGCACAAGCUUAGGGCAACGAGAGCAAUGAAUCUGUGGAACCUCUUGGUUAGUUUUUUUUUUCUACUCACCACAAAACUCUCUAGAAGCUGAGUUGCUCUUCACUUAUGGCUGUUGAUGUUUAAAAAUUCAAAUCCAAUCAAUCAGUAUCAGUCAGCAGUAUAAACGAACUUGUAUUUAGGAGCGUAAAGUGGACAAUGCUUUUUUACUCACACGUCGAUGAGAUAAAUACUCGAGGAACUGUUAAAAUUAUUAUAACAUCACAUGGGAAUGUACUUAUGGGGAACUAAUGAGGCGAAAAGUUAUAGAUAAAUUGUUUGUCGAUCGAUUCCUAACGAUGCAAGGAUUUUUAUUCACUUUUAUUUGUCAAUAAAGAAAGAUUAUAUGUGAAUAAAUCACGAGAGGAACAUAAAAUGACAACAGAUGAAGAAUGUACAUAACAAAGAAAAUUAAUGCCAUAAUAAGUUAAAUUAAUUGACAAGUUCGAAUGGGGGGAUUUCAGCUGGCGCUGGUAGAAUCGAAAUUUCAAAUGUACAUAAAUAUUUUCAAGAACCUCAAUCUCUUGUAAAAUAGUGUGUACAAUAGGGUUAGAGAUUUGAGAUAUGUUUUUUUUUUUUUUUUUUUUUCUCGAGACGUUAUCUCCAACGCCAGUUUAGUAAUAAAUUUUUGACCCAAUAAAGGAGGAAAAAUGAGGGGAACAGAGUAAUUGAGUCGUCUCAGCACGCAAUACUGUCCUUGAGGGGAUAGUCAGCAUUUUUCUUUUUAUCAGAAAAACAUAAAAUGAUGAUGAUAAUAAUAAUAAAAUUUAUUGUUUAGAGAUAUUUGUAAUCGAUGUAUGUUCUGAACAAUUCGGAGUGAAUUGUCACCUAGUUUGUGUUAAUUAAUUGACUCCUCUAGUUAGAUAAAUGAAUCAAUAACCGUUAAUUAACACAAACUACUCAAAUAACUAAUGAAAAUCGAUGUCGCUGUGGUAUUCACGCUAAAUACCGAUAAUACUUAAAUGAAUUGAUACCAAAUCUAGUGGUUAUCGAUUCUUUCUAGAUAAAUCAAAUAACAUGAAAUGAAAAUGAUGUUUUAGUGAUCGUUAAUGUAAUAUGUUUUUGAUGACAUCUAUUGUGGGAGGGAAAUGCGCUGGAUGAAAAACAUUUGAGUGUCAUUUUGAGGGAUUAGUAAAUUGUGGGAGUCAUUUUGCAAAUGUAAAUCUAAACUUGUACAUAUUUUCAAAAAGUUAUGUCAAUGUGAUUACAUGCGCGAUGAAAAUUUAUUGAAAAGUCUGGCAUUUUUUUCUAAGGAUUUCUGGUGAAUUUCUGUUAGAAGUCUAUAAGAAUUGUUUUGAGGUUUUAUUGAAAUUCCGUUUGAAAAUUCACUUUGUGUUUUUGCACAUUUUCACCUUGCACUCUGUAUUUAAUUUUAAAAAUUCCCAGGAUCUUACUUUUGUAUAAAGAAUGCUGGGCAUGAUUUAUCUGCAUUUUCUAAAAAAUAAUUAGAAUGUUCUGAUAGGAUUCUAAUAGAAUUUCAAUAGAAAUCUCAUAGUCCCACACCAGUUUCAGGUAAGAAAAUCGUCAUUUAAAGUUUGGAUGUCUGCAGGAUGAAAAAAAAAUUCUUUCUCUGGGUGAAAUAUAAUAUAUUGAGAAAUUGUGAGUCCCAGGAUUAUCUACAAUGGAAAUUCCAUAGAAUUUCUCCUAGAAAUGGCGAAUUUUUGAUUCCAUAAAUUUUUUCAAACGUGUAGAUCAUGUUGGUUAUGAAUAAAAUGUUAGGCAAAAAUAAAAAUUGGCUCAUUAGAGGGUAAUAAUGAUAUUUUGAAUGAUUAAUCGUGGAGGAGAGUUGAACCAGAGAGUGAACAGACGGAUCAUUAAAACCCGUUGGAUUUUUAAAAUUCCUUUGCUACUUGGUGACAAAUACUUGCUGAUUACACUCAAUAAAUCAUGAUAUAAAUAAAAUAAAAUGAAUAAUCAAUGGCGGCGCAUGUGCCCACGCACAGUACUGAGACAAAUAUUUUGAUUUUCAUCUAAAUUUAAUUGAAUAUUUAUAAACUAACGGAAACAAUAACACUGAAUCAUUGAAGAUUUGAUGAAGCGUGUGCACGUGUGUCUGUGUGAGUGUUUCAAGUCGUUCGUGUGUGAUGAGUUGAAUGGAAUAAAACAAAAAACGUAAACAAAUAAACUAGAAAAGGAAAAAUUAUAUUUUCACGUGCAUAAGCAGAGUAAUGUGCACUUCAAUGAGAGUGAUUACAGUGAACAUUAAUUACGUUAAUAGACGAACGCUAUUGAUUGCCUAUGCGCAUUGCACGCUCUAUUUUGUGCAUACGUUAUGUAUUAUGGUACAAAAACAAGAAUGAAGAAUAUGGAAGAGAUGUAUUAGUGAGGUUUAUUGAAAUUGACAGAUGAUGAAUUACAAAUUUUUAUUAUUGAA